AUGGGGUGCAGCGGAUCAACUGCGAAUGGAAAGAAGUCAGGUGCUUCGACAAAGAAACCAGCGACUAAAAGGCCUCCUAAGGCUACUAAAAAUAUGGCCGGCUCGAAACUGCCACAGAGCAGUGCUAAAGCUUCUAGUCUGAAACCGGAAGUCGCCAAAGCUCCAGUAAGGAAGAAUAGUGAGCCUGUCCCUGUGGAUAAAAUCAAGGGAUAUGGUGACUUGAAGAUGGAACCUCCAAUUAUUGAAAACAAAAAUCUUGAUAAGUAUGUAUCUAAGGAUAAAGGAGCUGGGCAAUCUAAGCUAAAAGAAAAGGAAAAGAAGAGCGAUGAUGACUCAGACUCAAGCGGUAGCAUCAGCGAUAGCGAAGAGAGCAGCAGCGGUGAAGAUGCCAGUGAUAGUGAUGAGAGCAGCAGCUAUGAGAGCGAUAAGAAAUAAACCGUACUAGUUCUCAGGUGAAGUUUAAAUUUCAAU
Messenger RNA from Moneuplotes crassus, 471 nucleotides. NCBI's taxonomy places the organism in Eukaryota, Ciliophora, Spirotrichea, Euplotida, Euplotidae. The record is from the annotation of a GenBank genome assembly.